Rotaria sordida is the source of this 2400-nucleotide messenger RNA. The record is from the annotation of a GenBank genome assembly. NCBI's taxonomy places the organism in Eukaryota, Metazoa, Rotifera, Eurotatoria, Philodinida, Philodinidae.
AUGUCAAAAACUAGUGGUAAAAAUUCAUCGAUUCGCUUGAAACGCGAUCAUCCAAAUAGUUCAUUUGAAGAACCAAUAUCAUCAACAAAAUCUUCAUCACCACCAAUAAAAAAAUUAAAGCAUCAACAUAAUAGUACUACAGAUUUAAUGGAUAAAGAAACACGUAAUCGUUAUCCAAAUGGUUCAUCAUCGUUUAUUUCAUCAAAUUCAACUAAAAAACUUGUUAUUAAAAAUUUAAAAACUUCAUCACUUCUAUUACCAUCAGAUUAUUUUGAUAAAAUAUGGCCAUUACUUAAACAAGCAUUAGAAGCUAUACUUAAUGGUACAACAAGUCCAACAAAUGAAGAACAACUUUAUCGUCAUAUUGAUCAUUUAUGUACAACAUCAACAAAUGAUACAAAUUCAUCACCACCAACUCUUCUUUAUGAUAAUUUAAGAAAAGUACUUGAUGAACAUAUUCAAACAUUUCUACCUAUUUUACUUAAUGAAAUAAAUGACAGUAAUGAUUAUCUUCGUGUACUUAAUUCUAUUUGGAAUGAUCAUAUUAUACGAUCAAGUCUUAUCCGUCAAUUAUUUAUUGUUCUUGAUCGAACGUAUGUUUUACAUGCAGCUGUACCAAGUAUAUGGGAACUUAAUCAAGAUUUAUUUCGUCGUUAUAUUAUGCAAAAUUCAAUUAUUUCAAAUAGAUGUAUCAAUGGUAUUCUUAAAUUAAUUGAACAAGAAAGACGAGGCGAAACAAUUGAUCGAAAUUUAAUUAAAAAUCUUAUUCGUAUGUUAAUUGAUCUUCAUCUUUAUCGAAAAGAUUUUGAACCAUCAUUUUUACAAUCAACUGAAGAACUUUAUCAUAAUGAAGGUCGUCAAUUAAUUCAAACAUUAGAAAUUAGUCAAUAUCUUAUACAUGUUGAUCGUCGUAUUCGUGAAGAACAAGCAAGACUAACAAAUUAUAUUGAUCAAUCAACAAAAGUUCAACUUAUUCAUAUUGUUGAAAAUAAUAUAAUUACACUUCAUAUUAAAAAUAUACUUUCAAAAGGUUUUAAUAUACUUAUUAAUGAAAAUCGUUAUACAUCAAUUGCAUUAAUGUAUGAUUUAUUUCUACGAAUUGGUCAAGUUGGUAUUAGUGAUCUUCGUGAAGCAUUUGGAAAUUAUAUAAAAACAUAUGGUAGUGCACUUAUAGUUGAUGUUGAUAAAGAUGAUAAAAUGGUUGAUGAAUUACUUGAAUUUAAAGAAAAAUUAGAUCGUUUUCUUCAUGAAUGUUUUCAUGAUAAUGAAAAAUUUUCUAAUAUACUUAAAGAUUCAUUUGAACAUUUUAUAAAUCAACGUACUAAUAAACCAGCUGAAUUAAUUGCUAAAGCUGUAGAUGCAAGAUUACGUUCUGGAAAUAAAGAAGCAUCAGAAGAAGAAUUAGAAAAAAUUCUUGAUAAAUUACUUAUUCUAUUUCGUUUUAUUCAUGGUAAAGAUGUAUUUGAAGCAUUUUAUAAAAAAGAUUUAGCAAAACGUUUAUUAGUUGGAAAAAGUGCAUCUGUUGAUGCUGAAAAAUCUAUGUUACUUAAACUUAAACAAGAAUGUGGAAAUGUAUUUACAAGUAAACUUGAAGGCAUGUUUAAAGAUAUGGAAUUAUCUAAAGAUAUUAUGACAGCAUUUGAACAACAUUGGCAUAGUCGUGAAGUACCUGGAAAUAUAAGUAUGUUUGUUUCUGUAUUAACAAUGGGUUUUUGGCCAACAUAUCAACCAGUUAGUGCUAUUCUACCGGCUGAACUUUGUCAUUUACAAGAAAUAUUUACAAAAUUUUAUUUAAGUAAACAUACAGGAAGAAAACUUCAAUGGCAAUAUUCAUUAGAUCAUUGUUUAUUAAAAGGAUGGUUAAAAGAAAAGACAAUUAAAGAAUUUCAAGUAUCACUUUAUCAAGCACUUGUUCUUCUUCUUUUUAAUCAACAUAUUGAUCUUAGUUAUAAAGAUAUUCAAGAACAUACGAAAAUUCAAGAAGCAGAAUUACAACGAACUUUACAAUCCUUAGCUUGUGGAAAAAUUCGUUUAUUAAAUAAAAAACCAUUGAGUAAAGAUAUUAAUGUAAAUGAUCGAUUUACAUUAAAUACAUCAUUUGAUCAUAAAUUAAUACGUAUAAAAAUAAAUCAAGUACAAUUAAAAGAAACACCUGAAGAAAAUACUUCAACAACAGAACGUGUUGUACAAGAUCGUCAUUAUCAAAUUGAUGCUGCUGUUGUACGAAUAAUGAAAACACGUAAAACACUUGCACAUGCUCAAUUAAUAUCUGAAGUUUUUGCUCAAUUAAAAUUUCCAAUAUCUACAGGAAUUGUUAAAACACGAAUUGAAAGUUUACUCGAACGUGAAUAUAUGAAACGAUCAUCGGAUAAUGCUAAUGUAUAUGAAUAUGUUGCCUAA